Molecule: messenger RNA, 747 nt
Organism: Macrosiphum euphorbiae (potato aphid)
Lineage: Eukaryota; Metazoa; Arthropoda; Insecta; Hemiptera; Aphididae
Source: the annotation of a GenBank genome assembly
AUGCUGGAACAAAAAAAUAACUCUGAUCAAGUGUUAAAUACUGUAAGAUCGAUUGUUUACCAUUUAAAUUAUGUCAACUGGGUUAAGAUGACACAAAAAAUGAUGGCUUUGCCAAUAAAUAAUGUUAAACUACUCGAUGACAUAACAAAUAUAAUAUUUGAUCGAGCUUUAAAAAGACAAAAUUAUACACACAUAUACGCUCAGAUGUGUACACGUUUGAUCAAUGACUCCAAGUUUAAUAAUCUUAUUGCUACCGGUACAGAAAUAACAUUUCAAAAAGUGUUAUUAAAAAAAUGUCACGAUGUUUUUUAUUCAAACUAUCAAGAAGAAUUGAAUAAAUUAAAAGAUACAAUGAAAAAUGAUAAUAUGGUACCGAAGAAGUGUUUAUCCGGCGUUUUAAAUAAUUUUCUAUUCAAUUUCCAGAAAAGAUCCAUAUGCAAUUGCAGAUUUAUUGGCGAACUGUUUAAAAACGGCGCGUUCCCAGAAAAGUAUAUACUCAAGUGCAUUGGAGAUUUAGGUAAAGAGAAAAAUGACAACAACUAUGAACUACAAAUGCACUGUUUGUGUAUAAUAUUACAAUCAGUUGGGCUAAUAUUAUCAAAAACGUCAUAUGAUUUGAACAAAAAUAUCAAUAAACUUGUAUCGUCUAUGGAAAACCAUGGGAUGUCAUCGACAUUAAAAUGUUUGAUAAAGAAACUAAAAAUAAUGAAUUCCAAGGGUUGGAUGGAUGAGGGUAAUUGUUUUUAG